UGUCCAUAAUAUCUCCACUUGAGAUUUAACUACAUCAGCUACAUACAAAAUAGGGAAUCACCCUAAUUCGAAUCGCAUCACAUAAUAAAAAGGUUAGUCAGUAUGUCUAAACGUCCAAAUCUUUUGGCAAGUUUCUCUGAAAAGCUUACCUUCGGUGUAGAGCUCGAGUUUGGCAUUCGCUUCUCAAAACGACCAUUCACACUCCAGGAAAAGAUCUGGGAGCUUGUUAGAGACACCUUGAUUGUUGAGACUGGAUUUGACAUUCUGUCACAAGGUGAUGUUAAAAAAUUAGAUGCAGAUCUCUGGCUUCCAAGUUCUACUCAAAAAAUUCCACAGGCAGCAUUGUUCAACACAUGGGUGGUCGGCGCGGAUGCCACUUUACAUUUCACCGAUGAGCGGAAGGCAGACAAGGCCUACUACUGCCCGAUUGAAAUCAGGUCACCGGUCUUGAAAUUUGGCACCGAAGCAUUCAAAGAAGUUCACAAGAUGCUAACCGCUAUCCACAAACAUUUUGAUGUUGUCGUCAACAGAUCAUGUGGUUUUCACGUUCAUGUUGGUAAAGGAAAGGCAGGACUAAACUUUACGCCGCUUCAACAUCUCAUGGCAACUCUUUGGGUUUUUGAACCUCAAAUCUCAGAACUUAUUCACAAGUCACGAGCAAUGACUGGUAGCUACUGUCCAUCACUUCAUGUACGCUCCAAUCUUGGUGUACUUAAAUAUGAAGGAAAAUUACUAGAUGUACUACUCGGCACAACUGACGUCAAUGAAGUCGUCGAAAUGUUCAGUGGAUAUAUGCUUUUCAACUAUAUGUCAUAUCGUAUUGAAGGACUCCGUAUACCGCACCUUAAUCCAGUCAAGAGAACCAUCGAAUUUCGACAACAUGAAGGAACCAUGGAUUCAGAAACCGUCUUGAAUUGGGUAAGUUUUGUUGUUGAGUUGGUGGCCUGGGCUCACAAAAUUCGCCGUCAGGAUUUGAAGAUAUUCCUCUCAAAAUACACCAAUUCCCCAGAAUGUUAUUCCGUGGAAGAUCUCUUCGAUGAAAUUGGUUUCCCUAAAUCAGCUGUUGAAUUUUACCGAGGAAAAGUCCAAAGGCUACGGAGAAUUGAGCAGAAGGAAGAUGGGAAGAAAGCUAAAAAUAAAUGAGCCUUGGACACUGGGAAAUCAAGCAGUAGCGAGUCAGGUAGUACUUCAGUAGCAUCGUGGUAAGUUAUGAUGCUAGUGCGUCGAGAAGCGAGCCUUCCCCCUCUUGUCUUCCUCUUUCGCAACUCUCCCCAAAUCAAAUAAGAUUAGUAAGCUAGUUUAUAUUUCUUUUGUAGUCUACUGUUUUCCAUCUUCCUGUCAAACCGACACCUAUGAUUUUCGCACUUAGAUUUCUAUUAUCUC
This is a messenger RNA of Sclerotinia trifoliorum, 1383 nucleotides long. The record is from the annotation of a GenBank genome assembly. NCBI's taxonomy places the organism in Eukaryota, Fungi, Ascomycota, Leotiomycetes, Helotiales, Sclerotiniaceae.